AAAUGAUAAUGAGAGCUGGCAACACUCUUCUAAUGCGGUAAUUUCAAUUGCAAUAUAGAACUUCGGUUCUAAAGUUUAAAAUUUUGGAACGAUUUUUGACUAAGGAAUAUAUUUCUAUUUGGAGAAAAAAUUAUAGAAUAUUUUGAGAACAGACAUCAAAGAUAUUGAAAAUUAAACAAAAUUUUUGUGAAAUAAUUAAAUCAUGAUAUAUAACAAUAUAUAUAUUCAUCAGUGAAUGUUACUUUCAGAUGUCUGAUAAAUUUGAUUCUUUCAACUAUUCUUUUAACGAUACAUAUGAAGAAAUGUCUUCAGAUUAUAAAAUGAGUGAUACUGAAGAUAAUUUGGAAGACGUAGUUAUUUUAUCUCAGUCUCCACCUCGAAAUGAAAAUUUUUUCUACAAAUCUUUUGAAAUGCCAUUAGUUGAAGAAGAUCUAUUGACACCAGACUAUAAGAAAAAGCAUCAAAAUUUGUGUGAUCUUAAUAUUAAAGACGACAAUAGAUAUUUUGUUAUUAAUCAGUCAAAAAUAGUUAAACCGAAGAAAACUAUCUCCAGUUUUUAUUUGUGUAAUCCAGAAAAAUUAAAAAACAAAAAAAAUAGGAAUGAUGCUGAAAGAAAUUAUAACAUGCAAUUUCAUUUAGAAAAUUUGAAUAUAGAUUCAUCUGUAAUGAAAUAUGGACAGUACAAAUCUAUGAAAAGAAAAUCUCCAAGUGGUUGGACUGCAAAUAAAAAACCAAUAAUUGCUGAUGUUAAAAUCUGUGAUUUGAACUCUCAAGAAAAUUUAACUUUAAAAUGUACUGAAACUUAUCAAAAAGAUUCACCUGCAUUAAAUUACAAUCUAACUCCUUGUAAUUCUUCUGAGUGCAGUAAACAAGGUGACAUUUCUAUAUCUGAUUUAUCAACAGAAUCAUCAAGUUCGGUGAAGACUUGUGAAAUAUCGUUUGAAGAUAUCUGUGAUUCUAAUAAUUCAAAGAAAAAUGAUAUUUCUAAUAUGACAAAAACUGUAGAUGAAACCUUUCAGUUACCUAUAGUAGUUAGGAAAGGACGAAGAAGUGCAGAUGCAGUAUCACUACCAAAAAGUAAAUAUAAUUAUGUAAAACGAAUGUCAUAUCCUACAGACCGUUGUAAUGAAAUUAAUUCAUCUCUAAAGAGAAAUCGAAUGAAUUCUUUUUUCAGUUUACCUCCAUAUGAUAUUUCUUUUUCUAAAAAUAUUAAUAUUGGUUUUAUUGAUACACACUGCCAUCUUGACUUUUUAUUCAAACGUGAACAUUUUCAAGGAACAUAUGAAAAAUAUCAGUUGGAAAAUUAUGAAACUUUUCCUAAAAAUUAUGAAGGAUGCAUCACUAUAUUCUGUGAACCUCAAUCAUUUGCCAAGAAAUCAGAAUGGGAAAAACUUCUAAAAGAAAAAAACGUCUGGGCUGCUUUUGGUUGUCAUCCACAUUUUGCCAAUAAAUACAAUGAUGAUAUUGAAAAAGAUUUGCUAAAGGCAUUAGUCCAUCCAAGAGUUGUCGCCUUAGGAGAAAUUGGUCUAGAUUACUCAUCAAAAAAUUCUUGCCAACCUGCUAUUCAGCAAGAAGUCUUUCGAAAGCAGUUGAAAAUAGCUGUUCGUGAAAAUCUACCUCUUGUUAUUCAUUGUCGAGAUGCUCAUGAUGAUUGUAUAGAAAUACUUAAAGAAGAAAUUCCAAGCGAUUAUUACAUUCAUCGACACUGUUUUACCGGUGACUGGAAAGAAGCGAAAAUAUGGCUGAAUACAUUUGAAAAUUUAUAUAUGGGCAUAACAAAUUUGGUAACUUUUCCAUCAGCAAAAGAACUCCAUUUUGUAGCUAAAAAAAUCCCCUUAAAUAGACUGUUAUUAGAAACUGAUGCUCCAUACUUUAUACCAAAACAUCACACUAUUAAAAGUGUGAAAGGGUCUCACCCUGGAAUGGCAAUACAUGUUGCUGCUCAAAUUGCAGCCCUAAGAUCGGAGGAUACUAUACAAGAUAUUCUACAUGCCGUACGAAAAAACACAUAUUGCUUAUAUGGAGUUUAACAACUAAAUUUUAAAAAAUUAUUAAUGAAAUGAAAUAUUACAUUUGAAGACCACUUCAAUGAAGAAUGAUAGGUUAAAUUGUAAAAAGUUAUUUUGGUGACAAAGAAUUGUUUUCAUACUGAAUUAAUGUCACACUGUCUAAAAGUUUGAUAAGUAGAAAAAUCAGAAAACUAAGACUUAGACAGCAACUUCAAUAAAGAGUUUUAUUGACUUUUGUAUUAGUUUAUAUAUGAAUUUUAUUCAACUGUUAAGCU
Centruroides sculpturatus (bark scorpion) is the source of this 2284-nucleotide messenger RNA. RefSeq lists its product as uncharacterized. The coding region runs from base 249 to 2030 and encodes 593 amino acids. The record is from RefSeq and is a predicted model, not a curated record. Lineage: Eukaryota; Metazoa; Arthropoda; Arachnida; Scorpiones; Buthidae. The transcript has 6 exons. Gene Ontology annotation, molecular function: hydrolase activity, acting on ester bonds.